ACAAAUUAUAAACUAGUAGGGAAAUAAUGGUUACUUGUCGGGCAUGUCUUGAAACCAAUAAAGAAAUGAGAACUUUUGAUGAGCCAUUUGCUAUUCAGUAUAAUUUACUAACCGAACUUGAGAUAUGUGUAGGUGAUAAAAUGUCGCAGCUAAUCUGCUGCGAUUGUUGGGAAACAGUAAAUUAUUUUAUUGAUUUUAGGACCAGGUGUAUUACCUCAGAAUCUGUUAUGAGAAAUGCAAUAUUGAACAUAGUAAAAGAUGAACCUGAUAGUACAAUAACUACUGAAAACUGUUUAUAUAUUGAAGUAAAAUCUGAACUUAAGGAAGAAUCAAUGGAUUCUGCUGCCUUUAACAAUAUUUAUGACAAUGAUAACUUUGAGACUAGUGAAAAAUUUGAAUUACCAUUGUUUUCUAUAUCAAAUGUUACCUCAGAAGCAACUAAAACAAAGAGAAUCUUAAAAAAGAAAAAAAUUAAACAACCUGUUAAAUUUGAAAAUGAAGAAAGAAAAAAUGAAACUGAUAACUAA
Messenger RNA from Papilio machaon (common yellow swallowtail), 527 nucleotides. RefSeq lists its product as uncharacterized. The record is from RefSeq and is a predicted model, not a curated record. NCBI's taxonomy places the organism in Eukaryota, Metazoa, Arthropoda, Insecta, Lepidoptera, Papilionidae. Bases 27 to 527 code for a protein of 166 amino acids. The transcript is spliced from 5 exons. Gene Ontology annotation, molecular function: zinc ion binding. Gene Ontology annotation, cellular component: nucleus.